This is a messenger RNA of Callorhinchus milii (elephant shark), 3213 nucleotides long. RefSeq names its product mitogen-activated protein kinase kinase kinase 14a (gene map3k14a). The record is from RefSeq and is a predicted model, not a curated record. NCBI's taxonomy places the organism in Eukaryota, Metazoa, Chordata, Chondrichthyes, Chimaeriformes, Callorhinchidae. The transcript has 12 exons. Gene Ontology annotation, molecular function: protein kinase activity; ATP binding. Gene Ontology annotation, biological process: protein phosphorylation; positive regulation of canonical NF-kappaB signal transduction. The coding region runs from base 19 to 2217 and encodes 732 amino acids.
GGCCUGAGGGAGGGCUUGAUGGUCCGGGGGGAGGGAUUGGCGGUUCAUGACGAGACUCAAGCUCGGCCCAAAGGCGACCGUCUGAACUCCUCACUCGGCUACUUCACCAAGAACUCCCCGACCAUGUUUUACAUCAACGACGAUGGGCUGGACACCGGGAAGCGGCUGCCGGAGUCCGUGACCGCCCAGGAGACGUCGCCCCCGCUGUUUGCCGGCCGCGGCGACUUUGUCGGGGCCGAGCACCGCAAGGAGCCUCUGAGCGAGCCCGGCCUGGUGGCCAGCGCCCUGAGGGGCAUCGUCAUCCACGAGGAUCCCAAGUACUUUGUGCACCAUUGCCGGAAGUGGGAGGAGUACGGGGAGCGCUGGAGACAGGGCCAGAAGGUUCCGAACACCAACGAGGGUCUCCUUCAACACCAGGACCUGAGGCCCGUGGAGCACGAGUACGGGGAGGAUUCCCACUGGUCCCUGAUCCCGGGCCGGCUGGGCACUGGCAGCUUUGGGGACGUGUACAUGGCUCGAGACCACAGCUCAAACUUCACCUGUGCUGCCAAACAGAUCCAUGUCAGUAAUUUCCAGGCAGGGGAGGUGUUGACGUGGAGCAGAUUGACGUCGCCGUGGAUUGUUCCGCUGUACGGGGGGGUGCGACACGGAGAGACCAUCACCCUCUUCAUGAAACUAUUGCCAGGAGGCUCGGUGGCACAGCUGAUCAGGAAGCAGGGCUCACUCCCUGAGGCCCUGAGCCUGCACUACACCGGGCAGGUCCUCCAGGCCCUACAGCACCUCCACUCCCUUGGCAUCGUACAUGGUGACGUCAAAGCGGAUAACAUGCUCCUGUCCCGCUGCGGGUACCAGGUUUCCCUCUGUGACUUUGGCCAUUCCACACAGCUGUCACCAUCAGGCAUUACCAGCUCCCAUGGUGGGCAGUGCCUGGGGACGGUGACCCACAUGGCCCCCGAGGUGUUGAAGGGGGUGUACGGGCUGGGGGCUGACAGCUGGAGUACGGCGUGUACCCUGCUGCACAUGCUGUCAGGCCAUCACCCCUGGCAGAACAUCAACACUAACCAGCUUAUGUUGAAGAUUGUAAGAGACAAGCCCCCACUGGAUGAAAUCCCUGCCUCGUGCAGCGCCCUCACAGCCAGUGUGAUCAGAGCGGGUUUAGUGAAGGACCCGGCACACAGGGACACUGUGGGGGGGCUGCGGGGACGCACUGACCAAGCUCUUCGGGCUCUACAACAGAAGAGUGGGAGCUGCUGUGCCGGGGAGAAGCCUUUGACGAGCAGCGAGGGGAACGGGGGCAACUCUCCCCUCUCCGCACGGCCGGCCCCCGGACACCCGCUCGCCCCGGACCCCCCGGACGCAGGCCCGGGACGGGGAGCAGAGGUUGCGGCCCCCCCGGCAGCCCAGUGCCGGGGGGAAGAAGGGGGGCUUUGCAGUGACGUGGUCAACCCAGAGGAGACCCCAGUCGGGGGCAGUGAAGCCGGAGCCCAGUGGGAGAGGUGCUAUCGUUGGAACGGCGUGAGCCUGCACAGUGGGCUCUGGGGGUGGAGCGAGUGUGAGUGGGGGGCCGGGAGCAACCGGGCGGUGGCCGAUUCCCACUGUGACUCCGACAGCUCUGCUCCCCAACCCCUGCUGUCACUGCCCCCGGCACACAGUCAGGCUGAGCGCGAGAUCCUGCAGGAGGAGGGACGUCUGCAGACAGAAUUCCUGCUGUAUAACCUUUCCCAAGUGUAUCCUGAGGAGCUGGAGUCCCGCAUCCUGGACGCCCUGAGCAGUGGGGCCUAUAGCCUGCCCCAACAUGUGGAGCAGGAGUGUCCCAAGGCCGAUCCCAGUCUGAGUGGGAUGUACAGCUCCGGCAUUCACUCCAUGUCGUGGAACAGCCAGACUGACCCCCAACCCCCCAGCCUCAGCCACAAAGGACAGUCUCACCUCAACACCCCCAGCUUCUUCAAUGGGGUUCAGGUCCGAAUUCAUUCGUUUGAUGGUGAGCGUCUGGUGGUGCACGACGUGCGAGGGGCCACAGUGGGUCGUGUGGCCUCGGGGAUCAGCAACUUGGUCCACGUUUCCAGCUUCUCUCUGGUGAAGCCCAACGGAAAACCCAUUUCUCCUGACUUGGAGAUUCCCGACUCCGGGAUCGACUUGAUGUGCGCGCACGCCUCCAACUACAGCAACAUGUGGAGCUGGAGGAUUCAAGAUGGCAGCCUUCACAUCCGCCCUUAAUCCCCACCCCUCCCUCAAGCUUCCCGGAAACUCCUUCAACCCAGUUAAUCACCCGAGCAUCAAAUAAUUCUUCCUCUCCCCAGACCCUAACCGUUUACUGCUGUGUGUCUGAGUGCCUCACCUACCAGCGAUGGGAGUUCAGAACUCCAGCGGGUGCUGUUUAGUUGGGCUGAAAGUAAGUUUUCGGGAAGUUGGAAGUAAUUUUCUGCUGCGUUUAAUGAUUUCGCCAAAAUAAAAAGUUUCAGAGUUUGUGUGAAGGCUGUGGAUGGAUACAUUUCCACACUGAGGUUGGUCGAGCUCUUUUCUCUCAAACUCUCCCCCCGCCCAACCAAUCCCAGGCCUGUCUGGUCCCCCCCCGUCCUGACCACCCCAACUCUCUCCAUUCUCUCCCCUCCCUGUCUGGGAGAGUGGGAUGCGCAAGUGGAUUGAAAUCCCAUUGUCUAUCAGUGUGGGAAUGCUGAAAUUGUCAGUUGUGUAAACAAGACACCACACACCCAGUGUUAUCAGAGUUUAGUACAUUUACAACCCUCUAACACUGUCAUGGGCCAGAGUUAUUUCAAGGUGUUGCAAAGUGGGCAAUUUCUUCACUGUACUUUAAUCCGGCUCGGAAAUCAAGGUGCUGGGUUGAGGAAGAUUGCUGCGUAGACACAGUGAGUCGUCUUUUUGCGGUGGGAUUAUUGCCCUCGGUGUUGAAGAUUAACCAGCUCAUUUACAGACAACAAAGGGGUGUUUUGUUUGGAGAGAAGCAGGUGUCAGAUUCAACGCUAAUGAUUGAUGUAUAAUCGAUUUAAGAUGGUUCAUAAAGUGACAGCUGACACUGUGUGCACCAGCGUGAGAGUGUCAACUCACAGGGUUCAGGGUUUUGUGAUAUGACUGGUGCCAAGUUAAUGACUCUGUGUGUCCAGACCUGUGAGAUACACGGACACCUUUUAGUUUAGGGCUGGUUUGAGGCGAGAGGCAGAACCCUGGAUUGGAGCUUGGCGUGGGUUUAGGUUG